CCGUUGGUUUGUGUGUGUUUUUAAAAUGGGAAAAUCAAGAGAAGCAAAGUGACCAUCACACGUGUGUCCAGGUCGCACUUCAUGGUCAUAAUCCAGGGCGUUCCAAUGUGCCCCACCAAUUUCAGUUGCUAGGAAGAACUUGGAUCCGACAACUGUUCUGUAAUAGAUAUCUUUUCGUAAAACCAUUUUCCAACUCAUGACAGCAGCAUGGCUUUCUCAUCACGGUUUGCAUUUUGGGAGAAAAAGGUUAAGGAGGAAAAAUCUUUGGAUAAGAAAAAGUCAGUGCCUGUUCUCCAAGUGGGAUCUCUUGAUGAAGACCAACAACCAAAUUUUGAACAAUCUUCAGAAAAUGGUGAAAAUACUCAUGCAGUGAAUGACAGGGAGCGGAUGAUCAGCAGUCCACAACCAGAGAUAAAUGGUGAAAAUGAAAGUUCAACUGGACAAUUUGGAAGCAAGUUUAACAUACAAGAGGAAGUAAAGCAAGAUAUGAAUACUGAGAGCCAGACUGAGUUGCUUCAUGAGGACCAGGGAGUUCCUCAUAAGAAAGUGGUCAAAGUGGCUAAGAAAGUGAUGCAGAAGGUUUUAGAUGAAAUAGACUCUAAGGGAAAGAUGAAAGAGACAAAAUCUACAAAGCAACCAAAGGAAAACAAAGCAGAUACCAAACCAGUUUUGGAAACAACGGGACCAUCAAAAAUGGUGAACAGCAAGACUGCGCCACAAGUUAAGAAAAAAGUUCCUGUUGCUGCCAAAGUAGAACCAGCAACUCCAACAAAGAAAACAACAAUUAAAGAUGAUAUUUCAGUGGGAUUGGCUAACCUAAUGACACGAGGAAAAUCAAAAGAUCACAAACCUCGGCGAGUCCCAGAGAAGGAGGACGUUUCCGAGACUUGUCUGAAUGAUUUGCUGAACAAAAGAUCAGCUUCACCUCCUUUGGAACAAUUUGAAAUGCAACCAGACAAACCACACCAGCAACAAAUGGUUAAAGGCGAGGAGAAAGUACUUCUCAAUGAACAACAAAUAUCUGAUCAGGAAAAGUCGCCCUCACCUAUUAUUGAAGAGCCUCUACCAGAUUUUACAAAGCAGGUCCAAAGAAUAACUCAACAAAUGACCUCAGUGGACAAAGCUCAGAUGACACUGGAGAGAAUCUUCUGUACUUCUCCGGAACCUGUGGUCCCAUCUACUCAGAGCCUUGUUCCCUCUCAGGAUUCCUACGCUCGCUCCAACGAUCUCGCACAGGCAGGUGUCUGCGUCUGGGUUGGUGUCUGUGCCCGUGUGUCAUGCUGGACUCUGAAGACCGAGGAGCAGAUUGCUGUAGAGCAAGCCUGGUAUGAGGCAGAUAAGGUGUGGCUGGCCCACAAAGAUGGAUUUUCAUUAGGUACUCAGUUAAAGGCUGAUGCUGAAGAAACCAGCCUCCCUGACGGCAAAGUGAAAGUUAAACUGGACCACGAUGGAAAAAUACUGGAUGUGGAUGAAGAUGAUGUGGAGAAGGCAAAUCCACCAACUUAUGACCGAGUGGAAGAUCUGGCUUCCCUGUUAUAUCUCAAUGAGUCCAGUGUUCUGCACACAUUACGCCAACGCUACGGCGGUAACCUAAUCCACACAUUUGCAGGGCCAAACAUGGUUGUGGUGAAUCCGCUCAGCUCUCCUUCAAUGUACUCUGAAAAGGUUAUGCACAUGUUUAAAGGUUGUCGCAGGGAAGAUACUUCUCCGCAUGUGUAUGCCGUUGCACAAGCUGCAUAUCGAAACUUGCUUACCACGCGGCAGGACCAAUCCAUUGUUCUUUUGGGACGAACUGGCAGUGGGAAAACCACAAACAGUCAGCACCUCGUUCAGUACCUCGUCACAAUUGCGGGCAGCACAGGAAAGUUCAUCACCGUGGAAAAAUGGCAGGCUGUGUAUUCUAUUUUGGAGGCUUUUGGUAACAGCAGUACAAGUAUGAAUGUCAAUGCCACUCGCUUCUCACAGAUCAUCUCGCUCGACUUUGAUCAGACUGGUCAGGUGGCUUCAGCUUCUGUACAGACUAUGCUUUUGGAGAAGCUCAGGGUUGCUAAACGCCCAGAGAACGAAGGAACAUUCAAUGUGUUCUAUUAUCUGUUGGCUGGAGCCGACAGUACUCUCAGAACUGAGCUUCACCUGAAUCACUUUGCAGAAAACAGUUUGUUUGGAAUUACACCAUUAUCAAAGCCUGAAGAGAAACAGAAGGCAGCUCAACAAUUUAACAAACUCCAGGUUGCUAUGAAAGUACUGGGAAUUUCAGUUGAUGAACAAAAAGCAUUCUGGCAUAUCUUGGGCGCCAUCUACCACUUGGGGGCAGCAGGAGCCACGAAAGAUGGUGAUGAAGCUGGGAGAAGGCAGUUUGCCAGACAUGAGUGGGCGCAGAAAGCAGCCUACCUGCUAGGUUGCAGCCUGGAAGAACUGUCCUCCUCUAUUUUCAAGCACCAGCUAAAGGGCACGCUGCCAAGAUCACCUUCCAUUCGGCAAGGAUCAGAUGAGAGUGGACAGGGAGAUGGUUCAGGGCCUAAGAUAGCUGCGAUGGAUUGUCUACAGGGGAUUGCAUCCAGUUUAUAUGGAGAGUUGUUCGUGUUGCUAAUCUCACUCAUUAACAGGGCCCUUAAAUCAACUUUGCACUCGUUUUGCUCAAUAAUGAUCGUGGACACCCCUGGAUUUCAAAAUCCACAGAGCACAAACCAUGACAGAGCUGGAACGUUUGAAGAACUCUGCCAUAAUUAUGCACAAGAACGUCUACAGACUCUGUUCUAUGAGCGAACGUUUUUGCAAGAGAUGGAUCGAUAUAAAGAGGAAAAUAUAGAGCUUGCAUUAGAUGACAUAGAAUCCAGUUCUUCUUUCUCUGUAGCUGCCAUAGAGCAAGCCUCUCAUCAGGCACUGGUUCGAACGUUGGCCAGAACAGAUGAAGCAAGAGGUUUGCUUUGGCUGCUAGACGAAGAAGCUCUGCAGCUUGGGGGGAGUGAGAACACUCUUUUAGAACGACUGUUUACAUACUAUGGCCCACAGGAAGGAGACAAGAAAGGCCAGAGUCCGUUAUUGAAAAGCAACAAACCUCAUCAUUUCAUCCUUGGACACAGUCAUAAUACUAACUGGGUGGAGUAUGACACAACAGGAUGGUUGAACCAUGCAAAGCAAAACCCUGCUGCUCAGAAUGCUGCAUCCUUGUUGCAGGAUUCACAAAAGAAAAUAAUCAGCAAUCUAUUUAUGGGCAGGGCCGGAUCAGCCACUGUAUUGUCUGGGUCAAUUGCUGGCCUAGAUGGUGGGUCACAGCUUACCUUACGGCGGGCCACCAGUAUGCGAAAGACUUUCACGACUGGUGUGGCUGCUGUGAAGAAGAAAUCAUCUUGUAUCCAGAUCAAACUCCAAGUGGAUGCUCUGAUUGAUACAGUUAAGAAGUCUAAGAUUCAUUUUGUCCACUGUUUGGUGCCCAAAGCAGAUGCCUUUAUUGAAACAAAGGUGUCUCCAACUCCUCCUCUCAAGACUGAUACAGAGUCCCAGGCAGAGAACAUGGAGGCAGGUUUAAUGCAACUGAACGUACCGCUGCUUCGAGCCCAGAUUAGGGGCUGCAAACUUCUUGAUGCACUUAGAAUAUACCGACAAGGUUAUCCGGAUCACAUGGUCUUUUCUGAGUUCAGGCGCCGCUUUGAUGUCCUUGCACCGCAUCUAACCAAGAAACAUGGGCGCAAUUACAUUGUCACAGAUGAAAAACGGGCAGUGGAAGAGCUUCUGGAGUCCCUGGAUUUGGAGAAGAGCAGUUAUCACAUGGGCCUUAGUCGGGUGUUUUUCAGAGCAGGAUCUCUCGCUAAAUUGGAAGAGCAGAGAGAUGAACAGACCAGAAGGAACAUCACACUUUUCCAGGCAGCUUGCAGAGGGUACCUUGCACGGCAAUAUUUCAAGAAGAGAAAGAUUCAGGAACUAGCUAUCCGGUGUAUUCAGAAGAACAUAAAGAAGAAUAAAGGGGUCAAGAAUUGGCAUUGGUGGAAGUUGUUCACGACAGUUCGGCCAUUGAUUGAAGUUCAGUUGACAGAGGAACAGAUACGAGGCAAAGAUGAGGAGAUUCAGCAGCUACGCAGCAAAGUAGAGAAAUUUGAAAAAGAGCGCAACGAGCUGCGACUGAACAACGACCGUUUGGAGAGCAGGAUUGGAGAGCUGACAUCAGAGUUAACAGAUGAAAGGAACACAGGGGAAUCAGCGUCCCAGCUAUUAGAAACCGAAGCAGCAGAAAGACUUCGGUUGGAGAAAGAAAUGAAAGAGUUGCAGGCUAAAUAUGAUGUGGCGAAGAAGGAAAUGAGUUCUAUGGAAAUGGAAGUAAUGGAAGCUCGACUUAUCAGAGCUGCGGAGCUGAAUGGAGAAUUGGAUGAUGAUGAUGACUCGAGUGGAGAAUGGCGAAUGAAAUACGAGCGUGCAAUGCGAGAGAUUGAUUUUACCAAAAAGCGAAUGCAACAAGAAUUUGAGGAUAAGUUGGAAGUUGAACUGCAGACCAAAAGACAAUUGGAGCGAAAAUUUACAGAUUUGCAAGCUGAUGGUGAGGAAGCGCAGCGCAGUAUCCAACAAUUGAAAAAGAAAUGCCAGCGGCUAACAGCAGAAUUGCAAGACACCAAGUUACACCUGGAAGGACAACGGCGCAACCAUGAUUUGGAAAAGAAACAGCGAAAGUUUGACAGUGAGUUGUCUCAGGCACACGAGGAAGUUCAAAGAGAGAAGACCCAAAAAGAGAAGCUGAGCAGAGAGAAAGAUGCAUUAAUAGCGGACCUGUUCAGCUUGAAACAGCAACUGGAUGACAAAGACUGUGAGAUCAUUUCUGCAAAUCAAAAGUUAGAACGCCUGGAAGCAGAACUGCAGGAUUUGUCCUCGCAAGAAUCUAAGGAUGAGGCCUCACUUGCUAAGGUGAAGAAGCAGGUGCGCGAACUAGAGGCCAAGACAAAGGAUCAGGAAGAGGAGCUUGAUGAGCAGGCUGGCACAAUCCAGAUGCUGGAACAGGCCAAGCUUCGAUUGGAAAUGGAAAUGGAGAGAUACAGACAUACUCAAUCAAAAGAGCUAGAAAACAAAGAUGAGGAGGUGGAGAUUCGACAGUCUUGUCAGAAGAAGCUAAAACAUUUUGAACUACAGUUAGAGGAAGAGUAUGAAGAAAAACAGAAAAUUCUGAGGGAAAAGAGAGAUAUGGAGAGCAAAUUAUCAUCAAUGAGUGAGCAGAUCAGCGAACGAGAUUUUGAAACUGAAAAGAGAUUGCGGAAGGACCUCAGACGUACAAAAGCACUUUUGGCUGAUGCACAGUUAAUGCUGGAUCACCUCAAGAACAAUGUACCAAGCAAACGGGAAAUAGCGCAAUUGAAAAACCAGCUUGAAGAGUCAGAGUUCACCUGUGCAGCAGCUGUCAAAGCACGGAAAGCAAUGGAGGUUGAAAUUGAAGAUUUGCACCUUCAGAUUGAGGAUAUCUGUAAGGCCAAAGUUGCGUUGGAAGAGCAGGUGAGUCGGCUCCAACGUGAGAAAAAUGAGCUUCAGAGCCGUAACGAGGAGGAUCAGGAGGAUAUGAAUGAACUCAUGAAGAAACAUAAGUCUGUAGUUGCCCAGUCAUCCAGGGACCUGGCCCAGAUCAAUGAGCUGCAGUCUCAACUUGAGGAAUCCAGUAAAGAGAAACAGGAAUUGCAGGAAAAGUUACAAGGAUUACAGAGUCAGCUGGAGUUUACAGAGCAGUCCAUGGUGGAUAAAUCCUUGGUGAGCAGGCAAGAAGCCAAAAUUCGUGAGCUGGAAACCAAACUGGAAUAUGAGAGGACUCAGAUCAAACGACUUGAGAGUUUAGUCGGUCGUCUCAAGGAAAACUUGGAAAAGCUGUCAGAAGAAAGGGAUCAGAGGGGGGCUGGAGAGAAUCGGGAGAAGGAGCAAAAUAAGAGGUUGCAACGGCAGCUCCGAGAUGUGAAGGAAGAAAUGGGGGAGCUCAGCAAGAAAGAAAUAGAGGCGACACGGAAGAAACAUGAACUAGAAAUGGAUAUUGAGAGUCUUGAAGCAGCAAAUCAAAGCUUACAGGCUGACCUUAAACUGGCCUUUAAAAGAAUUGGAGACCUGCAAGCAGCAAUUGAAGAUGAGAUGGAAAGUGAUGAAAAUGAAGAUCUGAUUAACAGUGAAGGUGAUUCAGACACAGACUCUGAAGUGGAAAAUCGUGUGGAUGAUGUCAAAUCCUGGCUGUCAAAGAACAAGGGCUCGUCCAAAACAUUUUCAGAUGAUGGAAGCUUAAAAAGCUCAAGCCCUCGUACAUAUCGGCAGCACAUCUCUGUUCUCAACUCUGAUGAUGAACUGGACACUUUGGAAAGCACCCACAAGACCAGGGUCUCUACCAAUCGACGGCAACCAGACUGUGACGGUGAUGCCAAAAUCUUGGAAUCAAAUGGAUAAUGGCAUUUGUGACUGUUUUAGAUUAACGAAAGCUCAGCCAGAGACUGAAUAUUUUGGAGUAACACUGCAGUGUUAGGCAAAACCAUAUGGAAAUGCAAGCUGGCUGAAUAAAUACAAGCAUUUCUCCGUAUUUUUUCACCUUGGUGAUAGAUUUGCAUGGUAUUGAAGUCUGUAUUUACUUUAAAUUUAAAUUAUCUCCUGCGUAAAUAUACUAUUUGAGUAUUCCUAGCCUGUUAAUAGUGUGGACAAUGCUGCUGAUGCCGAAAGAGUUGAAACCCAGAAAUAUAAGGGUUUGAUUUUGUUUUUCUAUGGGCAUGGCAGAAUGUUCUUACCAGUGCCUGCUGUCAAAAUCCAAUUUAAACUCAUCAUCUCUGGUUGGGGGUCAAGGAUGCCACUGUGCAUUUUCAUAUAAUUAUUUUUACCUGAGCCAAAGAUUAGCUUUUUAUUUAGCUGCUAUCGACUGGAAGUAUAAGCGACUACAAUGAUAGCAAAAUAACAGAACUCUUUGGCUUAAACCUUUGGCUUGUUUUCCUUUAUUUUGAGGUGUGUGUGCAUUUGGUAAUGCUUUUUUUUUCCGCCCAGAAAUGAAGUUGGCGUGGGUGUUGAUAGUUUGCUGACGCCUAUACUCUUACACAUUCUGUUUAUCUUGUAUUUUGAAAAGUGCGAGAUGCAUUUUGUGAACAUUGUACCUUUGCUGUUCUUUACGAUAUGAACUGAAACAAUAAAACAAAUCGCUAAUCAGUUGUAUAUUUAAUCAACAAUAGUCGAUUUAUAUUCCAAAAGGUGGGGGGGGGGGAAAUAAAAUCGAGGGAAGGGGAGACGAAAAUGGGUUUAGAGGUAAUUGCUGUGUGUCAGUAUAUAAGUGAUCGAUUUACAAUUUUCUUCACGGUUGUACAUCACCUUCUCUACAUAUAACCAAUGCAGCAAAUAAACAAACAAUCAAAUGGUUCUAAUUUGAAUUAGAUCACACUAUAAAUCAUAUCUUUAGCAAUUUAUAAAAAAAAUCUUUGUAGGUCUGCAAGUAGCAAGGGCAAAGAAAUUGCUUGAGGCCUAUGCAGACACUGUAAAACCAAUGGCUCUCUUCACUCCUAUCCAUUAGAAUUCCUUUUACUCUCUGAAGAACAACAGUCCACUCGCACAGAAUUGUUGACUUUGAUUAAGGAUAUGCUGUAUAUAAAACCAGCUCUAUUAGUGUUUGUUUAUUGACCCACUUAUAGUGAUCAGUGAAAUGAAGGCUUGCGCUUCAAUAAAUUCAGUAACCACAACUAUUUUGACAUGACCCAGGCUUCAUUUUUCAUAAAGUUACAUGGAGUGUUGAAAAGGACCAUCUGGAAGACUAAGACACUGCUAACAAUGUAAUCCAUAGAAAGUGAACUGCAAAAUUUUAUUUUGAUAGUUUUCCAAAUAAGUUUCCUUGAAUGCAUAGUGACGCAUCAUGUCAUAAUAUUGAAUAUGAAGUUUGAAUGAAGAUCUAUUCUUCAGUAUGCAACUGUGCACUUUUCAAGAAUGUAGACUAUGAAAUUGUCCUUGGUCAGUAUAGAUAACAGAAGUGAACAAUUUGGGGAUGUUGCAGUUUUUCCAAUAUAUUUGUACUGUGGUGUUAUUGAGAUGGUACUGUUUUCAUUAAGUCAUAAUAUAACUGAUGUAUAAAAUCCUACUCUGCCGCUAAUUUGCAAAUUGAAUUCAUGAUAUCAAAAUUUGUUGCUCCAGCUUCAAAGCAUUUUCUCCGAGUUUUAAGUGAAACCAAUUGAUGACAUUUCAAAACCAGGUGAGCAAAUGUGUAAGGUGAGGAUGGUCUGAAGUGCUUUCGAAGACAGAAAACUUGCAAAGGCGGUAUUGUCCUCCAUUAUGUUGUAUUUUUUGGUGACUAUUUAUGUGAUAAAAUAAACUCUUGGGUUGUCUUAGAAA
Molecule: messenger RNA, 8304 nt
Organism: Callorhinchus milii (elephant shark)
Lineage: Eukaryota; Metazoa; Chordata; Chondrichthyes; Chimaeriformes; Callorhinchidae
Product: unconventional myosin-XVIIIa
Cellular component (GO): myosin complex
Molecular function (GO): cytoskeletal motor activity; protein binding; ATP binding
Source: RefSeq, a predicted model, not a curated record